CCUUUCUCAAGUCUUUACAGAAAUAUAUGCCACGGCAUUCAGACUACCUGCAGCACAUUCCCCUUAGGGCCUCCUGAGGUGAGGAGUGGCAGGAAGCCCUAGAAGGGGUCAGUUAAGUGCUGCUGGGGCAGCUGCCCAAGAACAAGCCAGAAAUCUCUUAUCUUGCCACUGAACACAUUUUAUAUGUGUCUGGGCCAAAAUAUGAACACUUGACCCUGCAGAGUAACGGGUGUGCAAACAAUUCCUGGAGCCCCACACUCUUCCUGCAAUUGUGGGCACUGAUUUUUCUUUCGAAGCAGCUGAGUGGCCAUACUGAAUUUUGGUUAAGCCAGGAAAAAAUCCUCAAAAUUAUGAACAUGGUGAAAAACAAAGAAGUGAGCAUUGAAGGAGCUUUGCAUUUGGCACAGAAAGAAGUGUACACCGAUAAGGACUCACAGGAUUUGCUAACUGGCUCGCUGUUUAACUACAGUAUCUACAAAUACAAACACUAUCGGUGGCAGAAACGAAUUUUGCAGAUUGAUUUCAACACAAAGACAAUUUUUAACAUUGAAAAAGGAAUUAUUAAGAAGCAGUUCCCUUUCUCACAAGUCAAAUCCUGUGAAGAUGCUGAAAGAAGACGUUUCAGCAUUGUGUUUCAUGGGAGACAAGACUAUGAGCUGGAAGCAGUGUCUCUUGAUGACAAAAGGAAGAUAAUGUACCUGUUGAGCAGAGUGAUGCAGAGUAACUCAUGCAGGAGGCCAGGGGAGCCAUGCUUGGAGAGAGCUGCAGAGUGUGACGUGGUGCAUGAAGGAGUGCUGGAUUUGCAGCAGAAUGCUUUUAUGUCCACUGAAUGGGUGAAGUACUUGGUACAACUACGUGAAGGAGAACUGACUUUAUAUUGCAUAGGUCUGGGAGCAGAGAGCAAGAAUGCAUGCCCUGCGAUGAACACAAUUCAUUUGUCAGGUGGUAACGUGAGUGUCAGCAAGGAGAAUGAAUGUGGUACCUUUUCCAUCCAGACCAAAGGACACAAUUAUUUGUUUCGAAUACCCUUUACUGUCCAAAAUUACAGGACAGAGGAUGUUAGCAAGCUCCAGAAUGAAUGGGUGUCUCUCAUAGAAAGGUACUGUCAGCUGUGCAAGGGUGGCUUUCUGUCCCAGGAGGAAUCCCAAGGAGACACCUCCUCUGAAGCUGAUUAUGAGAAUGUUACUGUAGCUCUGAAUGAACAUAAAGAGGAGGCCCUCCAUUUCGAUGUGAGUGCUGCAAAAAUCAGUCUGAACAAGCCUUCAAACUCACAGACAAAGCCUGUGAAGGGAGAUGUAGCCCCAGCAUCAGCAUCUACUGCAGUUCCCUUAAGUAAGGUGGAGGUGCCACCAGCCCCACCUGCAUUCUUCCAGUCCUGCAGCCUUUCUCCCUUGGCAAAGAGAACCAAAGCCUUUCACUGGGAUGUUGUUCCUUGUGAUAAGAUUCAAAAGUCUAUUUGGGGUUCUUGUGACCCAGGCAAGAAAAAGAUAGAUGCAUCCAGACUCUGCGAGCAGUUCCAGAUCCAGGACGUGGCAGUAUUUUCAGGCAGUGAACCUUCAGGGAAUCAGCACAUCAUGUUGGAUCGAAAAGUUGCACAUAACUUCAGCAUUUUUCUUAAGAGUUUCCGUAUAAAACCAAGUGAGCUGAAAGAAAAGCUGUACAUUAUACAUGAAGAGAGUGGUGGACUUACAGAUGAACAGAUUACGACGCUACGAAGAUACAUGCUAACACCGAAGGAUGCAGAGAAGUACCAGGCGUUCAGGGGAUGCCCCUCAGAGCUGCACAUAGUCGAUCAGUUUAUGUUGGAGAUGUGUAAAAUCCCCCACUUAGGCCAGAGGUUGGAUCUCCUGCUAGCCAUACGUGAACUCCCUGUGAGCAUGGGAGAUCUGGAGCCUCUAAUAAACCAGAAAAUCCAAGCAAGUAAGCAGCUGCAUUCCAGCCAGAAAUUUAUUGCUGUCUUGGAGUACAUUUUAGCCAUUGGAAACCAUUUAAAUGAAAAUGCGGGAAAAGAGAAGGCAAAAGGAUUUCGAUUGUCAUCUUUGACCAAAUUAUCCCUGCUGCGGGGCAAGGAGAGGACGUUCACCUUGCUUCAUGCCCUUGUGGAACAGAUCUCCUUACAAGAGCCUGAUCUGGUGAAAUUUUCUCAGGAACUGACAGAAUUUGAGGCUGUUCCUGAUGCUUCCAUGAAGGGCCUAAGUGCUGAAGUUGAUGUUCUAAAAAAGGAAUUGGAAAAUGUUACUCAGUGCAGGCGUCUUAUCAAACCCAGGACAACCAAGGCAACACCCCAGGAGUCGCAGUUCUGCAGAGAACUAAAGGAUUUGAUUCAGAAAUAUGAAGGGGAUCUAUCCCAGCUGUCAAAAAGAUGUGAAGAAAUGAAGAAGCUUUAUACCAGCGUGCUGGUAAAAUUUGGGGAACCACAAGACCGGGACUCUCAGGAGCUGUUUGGAUGGAUAUCUACGUUCAUUAGUGAGUUUAGAAAGGCCUGUGCUGAAGUCAUGCAGUAAGGACAACACUACUCAUAAAAAGGGGAGAGUGAAGUGUAGGAAACUACAUUUAAGUUAAUUGUUUUGAAAGUUGCCCUGCCAAUAAGGUGCACAUUCCAUUCCAGUUUGUACAGCAGUAGAUUUUGAUUUAAAGAUAUAUUCAAUUUAUGAUGUGUAGUUUUGCAAGUGGUCUCAGACCUGUGGGAUUGUAGGUCUCUUGUGAGACUCACUUUUUUCUGUGCAUGCCCCUACAGAUACCUGUACAUUUAGAAGGGAGACACUCUUGAUGUUUUUAAAUUUUUCUUUUUAUUUUUGUCUUUGACAUCCAGUCUUCUGCCUGAGUUUCAACUGUUACUUACAAUGAAUAAAUUUACAUAUGGUGUUCUAAUUUUUAAUUAUUCUUUUUCUGUAAUUCUUUUUUUUUUUAAUUACAUUUAGCAAAAAUCUUGAUUGUCUUCAGCCAUUAAAGCACUGCAGCUUCAGUAUUUAAUGGAGAAAGAACCUGGCAGGUAGUGCCUCCCAAAGUAGUACAAUAAAGCAUUGCUUUUUUUGGAUAAAAUACUGUGGAAGCCAAUCAGUGUGUGAAAUUUGCAUUGGUGAGAAGAGAACAAUAUCAGAGAGGUGAAAUAAAAACAUGUCAUGAGGCAUCUAAGUAGUGCACAGUGAAAGUAAUUAUUGAUGGUUUUCGAAAGUGAAAAUACUUUUGUUGCAUUUGUUGGCUUUUCCAUAUUUUUAAUUAGAAUAAUUACUUGCAGCUCAAAAAUACAAGGAGAAAAGGAAGGCUAUAAAUGGAUAAACAAAAAAGGGAUGCGUUGAACAUUGAAAGCAGAAAAUAGUCCUAUGAAGCCCUUGAUAAAACACUGCAUUUUUCUCUACCAGUUUUACAGCAUUGUUCGAUCAAAUGUUGGUUCUCUGACUUAUUUUAGAUCUGCCUGCCCAAUUCUCACAGUAUUUUGGCUUUUACAGAAAGUCUAACAGGUAGAAAUGCUGAACAGUCUCCUUGGCUUCAAUACUGCAAGAAAUUAGAACUAUCCUCUCUGAAAGGCUUAGAAGCAUCUAAGCCUAAAAUUGCUCUAUUAGAAUGGUCUCUCCAGUACCAUGUGAGAUUUCUCCCUAUCCACGUGCCAGGUGUUGUGCAGGUGUGCUGAUGAGCAAAGAUGCAGCUGUUCUUCCAGCUGUGUUUGGUUCAGAGGCAAACCUGGAGCCUCCUGUGAAUGCCAGUGGGUAUCACUGCUUAAUCCAUCCGCUUUAAAUCCACUUCUCAUCUCAGGGGAAUUUUAAAAAAUUGAGGAAGAUGCUCAAUAGACUCGAUAGACACUUCCAAACCAACCAACCAACCAACCAACCAACCAAACCAAAAAAAAAAAAAA
Messenger RNA from Meleagris gallopavo (turkey), 3853 nucleotides. NCBI's taxonomy places the organism in Eukaryota, Metazoa, Chordata, Aves, Galliformes, Phasianidae. The record is from RefSeq and is a predicted model, not a curated record.